Daldinia childiae is the source of this 2064-nucleotide messenger RNA. RefSeq names its product Protein argonaute 1A. Gene Ontology annotation, molecular function: RNA binding; protein binding. The record is from RefSeq and is a predicted model, not a curated record. Lineage: Eukaryota; Fungi; Ascomycota; Sordariomycetes; Xylariales; Hypoxylaceae. Bases 1 to 2064 code for a protein of 687 amino acids. The transcript has 4 exons.
AUGAAAUUCGGGUCUCAAAGGGGCCUAUUCAAGUUAAACGACUUCCUGAAGAUAAGAGUCAAGAGUACUCAUCUAAAAGAAAGACGGAAUAAGUCUGGCAAAGUCAUUGAACGAAUCAAAUCUAUCUACGGUCUUGCCAAUAGGAAUGAUGGUUAUAAUAGCCCCCAUCCCCCCAUUGUGAGAGCGUUCGGAGCCGGAGCCAAGGACGUGCAGUUUUGGCUUGACGAAAAUCCAUCGUCGAAGCCACCGUCUGACGCUUCACCCACGGGCAAGAAGAAAGGUGGAAAGGCACCGAAGCCUCAGGGCAAGCCUGGUGCUGCUGGCGGAAAGUACAUAUCUGUUUUCGAUCAUUUCCUUACGUCACAUGGAAUUCGUAUAGACAACACAAACCUGCCAGUCGUCAAUGUCGGGAAUAGGGAAAACCCCUCGUACCUACCCGCCCAAGUCUGCUAUGUUGUACCAGGUCAGCCAGCUAAAACAAAACUUGACCCGUCCGAGACCCAGAAUAUGAUUAAGUUUGCCGUUCGUAAACCUGUAGAUAAUGCUUUAUCUAUCGUCGGAAAAGGCCUGCAGACUGCGGGACUAUCUCCCGAUACAAACCCUCUUCUGAAGCAAUACGGUAUUUCUGUGUCUCCUGACCUCAUUACCGUCCACGGUCCUGGAAACAUGGUGCCCCGUAACGCCGCGAGCCUCAAGUUCCACACUAGCACGGCAUUGGAGAAAUGGUCUUGUUUGUAUGUUGACAUGCCUGGAUACCCGAGAGCCCAGACGUUCACGUCCGAUAGUCUUAGGGAGCUUGUUCGUAAGCUUCACUUGGUGCUAAUUGACGCUGGCAUUGCUGCAAAGCAACCACUUCAGGUGCAGCGGGUUUCUUUGAGAGAUACAGAUGAUUCUGCGCUUGAAGACUUCAUUAAACAAGCAGCAUCGUCGUUGAACCUCCUUUUUAUUAUUCUACCAGCGACCCCUAUUCCACUGUACUACCGUAUUAAACAGCUCGGCGACGUCAAGUAUGGUAUUCACACCAUCUGUAGUGUCGGCAGCAAGAUUGCUAAGCCUCAGGGGCAAGAUCAAUACUUCCGCAAUUUGGCCCUGAAAGUCAAUCUAAAAUUGGGUGGUGACAACCAGGUUAUCACUCCUGCCAACUUGGGAAUAAUUGGCGAAAACAAGACGAUGGUAGUGGGUAUUGAUGUGACCCAUCCAUCCCCAGGAUCAAGCAAGGUAGCGCCAAGCGUUGCUGGUAUGGUAGCCAGCAUCGAUAACAAGCUCGGACAAUGGCCUGGUAUGCUGCGUGUCCAGAAGGGACGAGAAGAGAUGGUGAAAGACCUCAAAGACAUGCUCAAGUCACGCCUUCGUCUAUGGCGUGAGAAGGGAAAACACGCAACACUUCCAGAGAACAUUCUAGUAUAUCGCGAUGGUGUCUCUGAAGGGCAAUAUCAGAAGGUCCUCGACGAGGAGCUACCACUACUACGUGCUGCAUGUGCAGAGGUGUAUCCGCCCCCAGACCAGAAAAAGGGGCUUCCGCGUCUAACUAUGGUUGUAGUUGGAAAGCGUCAUCACACGAGAUUCUAUCCGACUAAAGAAGCCGACGCAGACCGCUCGGGCAACACCAAGCCGGGGACUGUUGUAGAUCGCGGGGUAACCGAGGCCCGCAGCUGGGAUUUCUUUUUACAAGCACACGCAGCGCUCCAGGGGACAGCGCGGCCGGGGCAUUAUUUCGUCGUGAUCGAUGAGAUCUUUCGCCAACGAUAUGGCGCUACGGGUGGCAAGUCCAAAACGCCAGGUGCUACGAAGAACGUAGCCGAUGAACUACAGGAAUUAACCCAAAGCAUGUGCUACGUGUUCGGCCGUGCUACCAAGGCUGUCAGUUACUGUACGCCUGCGUACUAUGCUGAUAUCUUGUGCGAGCGUGCUCGGAACUAUCUUCAUAAUGUGUUUGAUUCCCCGAGCAACUCAGCGGCGCCUUCCAUGGCGGGCAGUACCAGUGGAGCUGGUGCAGGUACCGGACCCUCCCAGCAGGACGUGAAGAUUCAUCCGAAGUUGGAGAAUAGUAUGUUCUACUUGUGA